This is a messenger RNA of Echinops telfairi (small Madagascar hedgehog), 1030 nucleotides long. RefSeq names its product RAB25, member RAS oncogene family (gene RAB25). The record is from RefSeq and is a predicted model, not a curated record. NCBI's taxonomy places the organism in Eukaryota, Metazoa, Chordata, Mammalia, Afrosoricida, Tenrecidae. The coding region runs from base 173 to 814 and encodes 213 amino acids. Gene Ontology annotation, biological process: exocytosis. Gene Ontology annotation, molecular function: GTP binding; GTPase activity. Gene Ontology annotation, cellular component: recycling endosome. The transcript has 5 exons.
CCGGAGCUGAGCCUUCCCAGGCCCUGCCUAACCUCCUGUCGGCCUGCCUGCCAUCGGGGCUGCAGAACUCCAAUGAGAGGAGAGGUGGGCUCAGGUCUCUGGAGAACCGAGGGCUGAGUCAACGCCACACCUCUGUCCCCAAGGACACUCCCACCCUCCAUGCGGAGCCAAGAUGGGGAACAGAACCGAAGAGGAUUAUAACUUUGUCUUCAAGGUUGUGCUGAUCGGCGAGUCCGGCGUGGGCAAGACCAACCUGCUAUCCCGGUUCACGCGCAAUGAGUUCAGCCACGACAGCCGCACCACCAUCGGGGUGGAGUUCUCCACACGCACGGUCAUGCUGGGCACUGCCGCUGUCAAGGCCCAGAUCUGGGACACGGCUGGCCUGGAGCGCUAUCGAGCCAUCACGUCAGCGUACUAUCGUGGUGCUGUGGGGGCCCUCCUGGUGUUUGACCUAACCAAGCACCAGACUUACGCCGUGGUGGAGCGCUGGCUGAAGGAGCUCUACGACCACGCGGAGGCCACCAUCGUCGUCAUGCUCGUAGGUAACAAGAGUGACCUCAGCCAGGCCCGGGAAGUGCCCACCGAGGAGGCCCGAAUGUUCGCUGAGAACAACGGGCUGCUGUUCCUGGAGACCUCGGCCCUGGACUCCACCAAUGUCGAACUGGCCUUUGAGACUGUCCUCAAAGAGAUCUUUACCAAGGUAUCCAAACAGAGGCAGAACAGCACCCGGACCAAUGCCAUCGCCCUGGGCACGGCCCAGGGUGGACAGGACACAGGCGCCGGGGAGAAGAAGGCCUGUUGCAUCAGCCUCUGACCUUGGUCAACACCAAUGAAUCCUCCUCCUCCUGAUGUCACGCCCGCCGCCCACCGCCCACCGAGCCCCAGGCUCCUCCCUGCCCUGUGGUCCAUCCGGGACGUCAGCGUCCACAUAGCCCCCUGGAGCUCUGAGGUCUUCAGUCCCACCCACCACAGAUCUCUGUCAGUCUGCCCGCAGAUUAGGCCCGACAAUAAAGCUGCGUUUUGUAUUGCU